This is a messenger RNA of Daucus carota subsp. sativus, 2109 nucleotides long. RefSeq names its product U-box domain-containing protein 11. Gene Ontology annotation, biological process: protein ubiquitination. Gene Ontology annotation, molecular function: protein binding; ubiquitin-protein transferase activity. The record is from RefSeq and is a predicted model, not a curated record. The transcript is spliced from 4 exons. NCBI's taxonomy places the organism in Eukaryota, Viridiplantae, Streptophyta, Magnoliopsida, Apiales, Apiaceae. The coding region runs from base 96 to 2009 and encodes 637 amino acids.
UGCGAUUGGAUAAAAUAAAAUGAAAUCUCCACACCAAUAACACCAACUCACUACUUGUCCUCACACUCCAAGCUCAAUCCUCGUAUUAUUACACAAUGGCCGGCGGAGACGCCACCGCCACCACCGGCGCCGUACAGUCACUUCUGAGCCUCAUACAAGAUACCAACCGGGUUUCAAGUAAUGGGUUCGGAGGCCCAUUCAAGAAAGACUGCUCAGAUUUGGCCCGGAGAAUUGCUCUUCUUUCUCAUUUACUUGAAGAAGUUAGAGAUUUCGAGGGUGAUUUGGGGCCGUUGGAUCAAUCUCACUCUUCUUGUUUGGUUGAUCUGACGGUGGUUAUUAAAGCUUCUAAGAGAUUGGUCUGUGCUGCUGAUCAAUUUGAUCCCAAGAUCUCCCCUGAAGGAGCUGCCAAGAAAUUUGCCUUUCAAUUUCAGUGUCUGACAUGGAAACUUGAAAGAGCCUUAAGAAGCUUUCCGUAUGAUCAAUUAGAGAUCUCAGAGGAAGUACAAGAACAGGUUGAUUUAGUAAGAGGCCAGUUGAGAAGAGCGACAGAAAGAUACAGUGGCUCCCUAACUAUGAACAGAUUGUCUCGUGCUUUAUCCCAGUCACUAGAUAAAGAGCUUGAUCCAUUGCAGCUAAGGAACAGACUGAUUGCAGGCUUACUUGUCGAGAGUACAGGUAGCAUUGAUCAUGGAGGUACAGAAAAUGUGGAAAUUGUUUCAACAUCUAAUUCUUCAAAGGAUAAUAUAUCAGAUCAGAUGAUUCAUAGGUUAGAAAGGAGGGGAAGCUCCUAUCAGUGUUUAAUAAACAAUGCCGAUGCUGAUCAAAGUGAAAACUCAAAAAAGAAUGAAAAAACAAGUUCUCCUGUGAUUCCUGAUGAUUUCUUAUGUCCUAUUUCUCUUGAAGUGAUGAGAGACCCCGUUAUAGUGGCGACAGGGCAGACAUAUGAGAGAUCCUACAUACAGAGGUGGAUAGACUGCGGCAACACAAAGUGUCCAAAAACUCAACAGAAACUUCAAAACCUCACUCUAACCCCAAACUAUGUUUUAAGAAGUCUUAUUACUCAGUGGUGCAUAACACACAAUGUUGAGCAGCCCACAGCACUGACCAGUGGCAAGGUGAAAAGAAGUGAUGGAACAUUCAGUGAUGUUAGCAGAGAGAUAGCAGCUAUUGAGUCACUUGUUCGUAAGCUCUCUAGUCGAUCUAUAGAGGAGUGUAGAGCAGCAGUGAGUGAAAUUCGGUCACUUUCCAAAAGAAGCACAGAUAACAGGAUACUAAUCGGAGAAGCAGGAGCAAUACCAAUUCUUGUCAGCUUGCUGACUUCUGAUGAUGGCAUAACUCAGAAUAAUUCAAUCACGUCCAUACUCAACCUUUCUAUAUAUGAACAAAACAAAGGACUCAUAAUGCUUGCUGGUGCCAUUCCUUCUAUAGUCCAGGUCCUUAGAUCUGGAAGCAUGGAAACAAAAGAAAAUGCGGCAGCAACCCUUUUUAGUUUGUCUCUCGCUGAUGAGAACAAAAUUAUCAUAGGUGCAUCCGGUGCAAUACCUGCUUUGGUGCAAUUGUUUCAAAAUGGAAGCUCAAGAGGGAAGAAAGAUGCUGCAGCAGCUUUGUUUAAUUUGUGUAUUUAUCAAGGAAACAAGGGUAGGGCAGUCAGGGCUGGGAUUAUCACCGCAUUGUUGAAAAUGCUCACAGAUACAAGCUGUUGCAUGGUCGACGAAGCAUUGACAAUACUGUCUGUUCUUGCCAGUCAUCAAGAGGCUAAGGCUGCCAUUGUACAAGCUAGUACCAUACCUGCAUUGAUAGAUCUUUUAAGAACAGGUCUACCUCGGAACAAAGAGCAUGCAGCUGCCAUUCUACUUUCAUUGUGCAAGAGGGACACUGAGAAUCUUGCAUGCAUAAGUAGGCUUGGCGCAGUUAUACCAUUGACAGAGCUAGUGAAGAGUGGUACCGAGAGGGCCAAGCGAAAAGCUACUUCACUUUUAGAGCAUCUACAAAAGUCGAAACAGCUUUGACAGGUGAAGUUGUACAAGAUAAUUCGUUUAAUUUUUUAUUAAAACAUCCUGAUAAUGAAUUUACACGAUUUUUCCACUAAUAUAUUGUUUUUCACUUUCA